UGCUAUUAACGAAUAUUGUAUUGUUUUACUCUCUUUCAUGAGAGUUGAGUGGAAAAUAUACACAAAUACGAUAACGAACAAUUUGACAGGAGAACCACAACAUUACACAUAUCGUGAAGAGUGAGAUGUCCAAUGUAUCCUAACCGGGUUAGGAUAAAGUCGAUAGAGCUCAAUGGCUGAGCGCCUCAGCCCUCGAAGCUCCGAGGUCAAUGCCUUGGAACAACGAGGCUAUCUUAUCGGCAAAAAAAUCGGACAAGGAUCGUACGCCACUGUCCAUCUGGCGGAGUAUUGCGAUUCAUCCAGCCCCAAGCGAAUGCACCUCGCCUGCAAAAUAUUCGACAAAGACAAAGCUCCGAGGGAUUUUUUAGAAAAGUUUUUUCCUCGCGAGCUUGACAUUUUAACUAAAAUAGAGAACCCGCAUAUCAUUCAAGUUCACAGUAUCCUACAGCGAGGGCCACGAGUGUUUAUAUUUAUGCGAUAUGCCGACAACGGUGACCUUCUGGAUUUCAUAAAGCGUAGCGGUGUCGUCCCAGAGAACCAAGCCAAACUUUGGUUCCGUCAAAUGGCCAGUGGCUUGCAAUAUCUGCACAGCAAGAAUGUUGCCCACCGGGAUCUCAAGUGUGAGAAUAUUUUGCUAUCGAGACGUUACAACGUAAAGUUGGCGGACUUUGGUUUCGCCAGAUUCUGUACCGAUGGUGACAACAGACGCGUACUGAGCCAGACUUACUGCGGGUCAGCAGCGUACGCGGCACCCGAAGUGGUGAGUGGAACCCCAUAUAAUCCAAAGCUUGCCGACGUUUGGUCUCUGGGAAUAAUUCUAUUCAUAAUGCUAAACGCUUCGAUGCCAUUCGACGACUCUAACCUUCGGAAGCUUCUCAAGGACCAGAUGUCCCGUAAUUGGGUGUUCCGAUCACGGAUUCGUGAUACGGUAUCUGCUGCGGCGAAGUCCAUAGUGCGUCAUAUUCUGGAGCCGGAUAUAACACUGCGGCUUACUCUGGAUCGCGUUUUGUCGCACGAGUGGACGAGACCUCGGAAGGACAAGAGCGCAAUUCUCAUGGGGCGUUUGGUACAGUCCGCCCCGUCAGCUCCGCAUUCACCAGGGAAGCAUGACGACGCCGGUACCUCUGCAGGCGCCCGAGUCUCGGGAGACCAUAGAGAACUGGAACGCGAGCGUCAUGAUGACAUCAACAUGCGCUCCCACGACUGAUAGUCUAUAUUCAAGUCUGUAUCUACAUACAGACUGCAGCAAUUACAGUUUUCUUUUUGUAUCAUAAGACUAAACUUUUUGACCGUCAAAAAUUUUAAAUUUCUUUUAUUAUUUUUAUAGGUAUACAUUUUUUUUUACAAUUGACGUCUUAACUAUUGUUAGUCGUCAAUAGUGAAAAUAAAGAUUUUGUAUAAAUAAAGACUGUU
Molecule: messenger RNA, 1413 nt
Organism: Bicyclus anynana (squinting bush brown)
Lineage: Eukaryota; Metazoa; Arthropoda; Insecta; Lepidoptera; Nymphalidae
Gene: Tssk
Product: testis-specific serine/threonine-protein kinase 2
Exons: 1
Coding region: 173-1207 (344 amino acids)
Biological process (GO): cellular response to glucose starvation; protein phosphorylation; intracellular signal transduction
Molecular function (GO): protein serine/threonine kinase activity; ATP binding
Source: RefSeq, a predicted model, not a curated record